Hibiscus syriacus is the source of this 456-nucleotide messenger RNA. Its product is annotated as EG45-like domain containing protein. NCBI's taxonomy places the organism in Eukaryota, Viridiplantae, Streptophyta, Magnoliopsida, Malvales, Malvaceae. The transcript has 2 exons. The record is from RefSeq and is a predicted model, not a curated record. The coding region runs from base 1 to 456 and encodes 151 amino acids.
AUGUUGGGGCAGCAGUAUCCAUGGCUCUUCACCAUCUUCCUGUUAGUAACAACGUUCUUCCAUCCUUCUUUCGCCGAUGUUGGCACCGCUGCCCAUUACAGCCCCCCAUAUCUUCCCACCGCCUGCUCCGGGAACGAUGACUCCCAUUAUCUGAAGAACAACUUAUUUGCGGCGGCUGGGGAUAGAAUAUGGGACAACGGUGCCUCAUGUGGACGGCAGUUCUUGGUAAGGUGCAUCAGUGCGGCUACCCCUGGAACUUGCAAUCCAAGCCAAACUAUACAAAAUAGCAUUGUUGAUCGAGUGGAGACAUCGGUAUCUAGGCCUUCUACUAAUGGUGCUACAAUUAUUCUGUCCACUGCUGCAUUCGGCGCCAUUACAAACCCCUCCGCUGAUUCCGUUGACAUUGAAUUCCUUACUAUCAAUAAUUGCUUUAUACUUUUAUGUGUCAAGGUCUGA